Molecule: messenger RNA, 9185 nt
Organism: Athalia rosae (coleseed sawfly)
Lineage: Eukaryota; Metazoa; Arthropoda; Insecta; Hymenoptera; Athaliidae
Product: potassium voltage-gated channel subfamily KQT member 1-like
Exons: 18
Coding region: 1489-4002 (837 amino acids)
Biological process (GO): transmembrane transport; potassium ion transport
Cellular component (GO): membrane
Molecular function (GO): voltage-gated potassium channel activity
Source: RefSeq, a predicted model, not a curated record
UUAACGUGCAAACAAAAGCGAAGGACGUGCGGUGCGACGAGUGGUGCGACGAAUGACGAACCUCGGAGAUUUGUUCGGCGUCUCGGGGAACGCUGUUAGUGCGCGUGGCCGCGCAAGGUGCCAAAGGUUGGCUUGCUCCACCGCCACCGUCCCGAGUUUGACUCCGACGUUCCCCAGCACCAGCCACAUGGUCGCUCUGCUCUGCCGUCUUCUCCCUUGUUGUUGUUGUCGUUGUUAUUGUUGUCAUUGCUACCGCAAUGACCUCUGAAUUUCCAACCGCUUGCGUUUCUCGCCCUUCAUUCCGAUCGUCCAAAUCGUAAUUGGAAAAUCGAACUUUCACUUUGUUAACAAAUGUGUUUGUCAACUGGUGAAUAAUUGUACAAAAAUUAUGACAAAGUGUAUUUUUUUCAUCCCUUACAAACUGUACUCGAAAAAGGGGAAGUUGUUCGAACUGUUUGUUUGAUACAUUUAGUUGAUCGUAUCUUUGAAUCCCUUUUGUUUUCCGUACAGAAGCAGACCUCGAGUUCCAAUUUUUGUUUUCUUACACGAUAUUCGUCGGUGUGUAGUGUCGCAGGUACAAAAUUGAACUUUGGCAUUUAGAUCCGGAGCUCAAUAUAACAUAUUGUGGUGGUUUGUUGCAUCGAAAAGUUCUGAGCGCAUGUCGUGACGCAUCGUGACUAUCCUACGUUAUACUAGUUCAUGAAAAGAUUAUACAGGUACGAGAGUUGGACACGUCACGACGAAAGUUACAUCGUUCAAGUCCGUAUGAGAGAGACUCGUGAAAUGAAUCUGGCUCAUCUAUUGAAUGGGUUCGGAGGAACACGUGUAAGAAAAUAUUUAUGAGACACUGUACGAUGUGGGUUACUUUUGAAUCGGAGCGUUUAUCCGCGUUCGACUGACUGGACAACGAUAGUUUGAAUAAUAAACGAAUAUCGGCCAUUGUGUUGUAACUGCAGUGUAUCGGGGAAAAGUGAAUAUCGACGAAGUGUGAAGGUGAAGAAGAGGCGUGAACUGGGGUGCGUUUUCCUGCUUAGUUAGUCAACAACGAUCUUAAAAAUUUAUGUACGAGAAAUAGUGCAAUUAUUAAUCAUAACGAGUUUUAAUAGAAAAAUAGUACGGAUAUCAAUAGUUACGAUACAUCAGCAAGUAAAUUCUAGGACUUGAUUAUCAUCAGGAUAUUCACCCGUUUCCCCAGGUAUUCGAUACACGUAUAAAAAAAAUCGCCUGAAACUCUAUAGACGUGAUGCAGCGUUCACUCCACGUGAUUUUGUUUUUGUCACUGAACUGUAUUGACGAAAAUAGAACAAAAUCAAAAUCUUAAACCAAAAAAAAAGAAGAACUUGAGAAGAAGAAACAACGAAUUGAAAAAAAACGGAAGCGCGAGUGAUCGGAGACAGCUGGUGCAGUGUGUGAGAAAUAGAAGAAGACUUGAAUUUGGCAAAGAACGUUGGACUAUAGGUAGAUGCAGUUCCAAGGGUUGUUGGCUGAAUGCGAGUCGCGCACUGUUGCGCAGCCAAUGCAAAGCGGUUGCUGACGGGUUUUUGGAAUUGGAGCGGUGCAGGAGGGCGCCUGGCAGCGCCGCGGAUGUCACUGCUUGGGCGACCGGUCAGCUACCGGGUGGCGCGACGAGAUGGUCGCUACCGUCGUCUUCAGGGUCGCAUUUACAACUUCCUGGAGAGGCCUCGCGGUGCCCUUGACAUCUCCUAUCACAUGGUCGUGAUCUGCAUGGUUUUCACAUGCUUCGUACUAUCAGUUUUCAGCACAAUAGAGGAAUAUGAAAAAGAGGCGGGGAUUUUACUAUUUUAUAUGGAAAUGGUGGUCGUCGUUUGGUUUACCUUAGAAUUCUGCCUCAGGCUAUGGUCAUCGGGAUGUUGUUCCAGGUAUCAGGCGGCCAUCGGGCGUCUGAAAUUCCUUCGCAGGCCAUUCUGCAUUAUAGACGUCGUCACAAUCGUGUCGAGCAUCGUGGUCCUCGGUGUCGGAAGCAGUGGCCAAGUCUUCGCUGCGAGUGCUCUUCGGGGCUUACGGUUCUUCCAAAUCCUCAGGAUGGUCCGCAUGGACCGUCGCGGUGGAACGUGGAAACUUCUAGGUAGCGUCGUCUACGCCCAUCGACAAGAACUGAUCACCACCCUAUACAUCGGAUUCCUGGGCCUUAUAUUCGCCAGCUUUUUGGUCUACUUAGCAGAAAAGGAAGACGAACAUUUCAACAAUUUCGCCAAGGCUUUGUGGUGGGGCGUGGUAACGCUAUGUACGGUGGGAUACGGGGAUGCGGUGCCAAAAACGUGGCAGGGCAAAGUGAUCGCCUCCUUUUGCGCCCUACUUGGGAUCUCAUUCUUCGCCCUACCAGCAGGCAUCCUAGGGUCUGGGUUUGCAUUAAAGGUUCAGCAGCAACAGCGACAAAAGCACAUGAUCCGAAGGCGACAACCAGCUGCAAACCUUAUCCAAGCUCUAUGGCGUUGUUAUGCAGCUGACGAGCACAGUAUGAGCGUAGCAACGUGGAAGAUUCACCAGAUUCCACUUCCUAGUCCCCCCAGUCGGGUGUCUUCUAGCUUCAAACACAACGCAUCAUUCGUCAGCAGAUUACCAACCAUUCGUAGGCACAAGAGUACAUCUCUGCACAGCCCCAGUCUACACAAACCUGGACAUCAAAGUCACCGAGGCAACGCGACAAGGUCAUUUGCAGAUAUGAACGCGUCAGCAGAGAACUUGGGAGGCGUCAGUACCAAUGGCGGCAGACAACUGAACGCGAGUCAUUCGGAAGAUUCGGUCACUGAGACAGCCUUGUCUAAAAAAAACUCUGAUGCGAAUGUCCGACUGGGACGAUCUUCUUCGACAGUGGAUCUCCGGGCUUUAGGUCUGGACGGGCUGGUCGGGCGUUUAGGGGAAACUUCGACAUUGCCGCUCGCCUUGGCUGGGCUAAUGCCCCACGUAACCAGAGUGGUACCAGUACUUCCAUUCUCACCGACAAUAUCUCCGAACUCCGAAAAGUACGAAGAUGAAGAGCCUCGAUGUAUUCAGUUGACGAAUCAACACAAAGGUGCUAUCCGGGCCAUAAGAAAGAUAAAAUACUUCGUGGCCCGGAAGCAGUUCAGGGAGGCUUUGAAACCCUACGAUGUCAAGGAUGUUAUCGAGCAGUACAGCUCAGGCCAUGCAGAUCUGCUGAAUCGCGUUAAAAAUCUCCAGUUCAGGUUAGAUCAAAUUCUAGGUAAGCAGGGAUCGAAAGCCAAAGACGUAUACGCGUCGAAAAUCAGUCUUGCAUCGAGAGUUGUCAACGUCGAACGACAGGUUGACGAGAUCGAAGUAAAACUUGACCACUUAAUAGAGCUUUACAUGGAGGACAGAAAACGAUUACUGGCACUUCCGUUACCAGCGUCAGAAGCUAUUCCGGUCCAAACAGGUGGAGGUGGAGGACCUGGCGGAGGGACAGGGACAGGGGGUGUCGUUUCGCAGAUCUUGAAGCCGAUUUUGAUCGACAAACAGUUAUCCGAACCGAGUUCACCGACGUCGAAAACUUUCUCGGAAAAACCUCGCCCCCGGCAGAUACACAGAGGUCAUUCGGAUUUGAGCAGUCGCGUGCAGAAGAAAAGGGUGACAUUAAGUUCCAUACCGUCACACUUGAGCCAUCCCAUAGAAGCGGCUUCUGUCAUCGCUCUUGGAUCAGCGGAAACCUCCUCAGUGACCUCUAGAAGCGAUGAAGUCGUUAUUGUGGUGCCUUCUCCGCAGGAGACAGCGAUCGAACUCGAGAGCAGAAGCCUUAGAGUCUACGAGGCUGUUCCGAGUCCCAAAGAGUCUACCACUGUUGCAGUUGAGAGUGAUCCAGAGAAUCUGUUCGUCUCAGACGAGGACGAAACUUCUUGUGAAAAUACGGCGUUGCUAGGAGCAGCCAGAACGCAAAUAAUCGUCACCCCGAGCUUAAGUCCCGGCCACAGUACUCUGGACCUAGCGCAUCUUCAUCAGCCAAGUUCGAGGGAUCUGUUAACGCCACAUCCGCAGUCUGACUGCUAGGAAAAGCUUAGCGCUAUUUUCUUCUUUAUGUACUGUUCCAAGUUUGAAAAUAAUUGCACCCUGCAAAGUCCUGUAACUACUUCUUUACCUGUAGCCUGAUAUUAGUUCAUAAUUUUGAAAGCAAUAUACAGGCACUCAAAAUUUAGAAUCCGUAGGCUAUUAAUAGUGGUCAGAAUCUCCACCUAGAUUAUUCAUACAAUGAAAAUUUGAGUCAAAGAUAUCGUCGACCGGAGAGUUGGAAAACGGUCAAUCUUAAGCUCAUGAUUACCGCUGAAAAAGGGAUUCUCGAAGACUCGAAGGCAUAGCACUUUUUUAUGAUCAUCGACCAAUGAAUUAAAGAUUAAGAACCAAAUUAUGAAACGAUCAUUUAAUUUGUACGCUUUGAUGUUAUUUGUAUUGCAUACAGCUAUCUAUGAUACAGCGUCGAAACUUCAUUCGUCGCUGACUCUCGAUUAAUGAACGUAAGAAAAGCUACGAUCACUCGAAUCCAAUGAGAUUUUAGCUUUAUUAUUCUUCGAUCAAGGGACGGUUUCCAUUGAUCUUUAGACAUCGGAAUUUGAAGAAAUUUCCAACACCGAAAUUACAAAAUUGAGUAGGUUAGUGCAAAAAAGAUAUAAGUGCAUUUUUCGUCAUCCCUUUGGAAUACGGUUUUCCCAAAAAGUAAUCUUUUUUUAUGCCUAGGAAAUAAACUAUGAACAAAUUUAAAAAGUUUUCCACUCGUAACCUUUUCGUACUAACCCCUCCCCAAGGACGAAGGCUUCAGCACCAGAAAAAAAAUUAAUAGAAUUUAUAUUAUAUUUAUCGAUUACAUUCUAGAAAACGGAUUUUAAAAGAAUAAAUUUAUACAUAGUUAUAGAUAUGUACAGCGGUUGUUUCCAAGUCACACGUUCUUUAGGGCCCAUUUGUAAGACACGAUUUCAUCCCAAUUUGGUUUGAUUUUAACUGUGCACAAGUUUGUGAAACAAAGCCUAUCCUAGGUGGAUGACCCUGAUCAAACUGUCAACUCGCUAUACUUCGUAUCAGUACACAGUGGUCCUCCAACUUGGCAAUGUUAAAAUUCUAUAAACUCAAACCUGGAAUUUUUAAAGUGCUCUGGAACCAUCUUAUUGCACAGUUAUUUCUAUACCGUUGAGUUUGAAAGACACAAUUGUAGCAUAAAGUUGUAGGUAACACCAAUUUCAAAUCAGAAGUUUACACAGUAUAUUGGCCUACUGCAGAGUUCCUUCGUACCAAUCAUAUACACUAUAAUUACACACGAUGGAUAUUUUUCAAGACUCAGUCGAAUAUUUCGCAAAAUUAAAAGAGUUAUCAAAAAAACUUUCAAACGAAAGUCAUCAGCAUCGGUCUGGUCUUUUUCAUGUAUUUUCAGUUCGUAUGGAUUAGCUGCUUCAUCCCAUCAUAAAAAGUUCACACCCGAGUAUAUUACUCAUUUCGACCAAUUCAAUUUUGGCAUGAACAAAGAAUUUUUACGAUUGAUUCAAACGAAAUUGAAUCAUUAAAUUCGGUCCAUUUUUAUCGAAUAUAUGUAACUUGGCUGUAUAACCGUUGUUAUAGGUACUACAACGACAUUCGGCUUUGCUAAAGUUGUUAACGAUUCAAUAUAAGAAACGCAUCACGAUAUCGAAAUAAAUAUAAUUCGUAGCUUUUAUUCGCUGUAAAGAUGAUUUUUCAAAUAAUUAACUUUAAUAGGCUCCUGUGGCAAAGCAGCAUUGAUUAUUCGUCUGGAAUCCCUCAAACCAAGUUCGAAUUUUCUUCAUUCUGGCAUUCGACUCAAUCUUUACAAUCAGGCGGCCCGAUGAAUACCCAUCCAUAACUAAGUCCGGUGAACCUAAUUCUAAGUGCACAUAAAAUAUCUCGUUCCUAAUUCCUAUGAAGAGCUACCGAAUGGAUUAAUUUAAGAAAUUAAUCAUAUUCGAGAUAAAUCUAAUCAUAUAUUGAUUCAAUAAAGAUUAAUCGGGAAUGUCAUCUGUAGAAGAGAAGGAAAAACAGAAAUCUAGGUAUCUGAAUACCUCAUGAAGUACUGACCUGAUUAGAUUGAAAAUUCUGAUAACAGUCGAAGAUGAUUCUCUGGACUUCAAAACGUUGAGAUUUGGUAGAAAUCAAAUUUUGGUCCAAGGGAUGAUUAUAAUAAUCUUUGCUGGAGCGGGACGUAUGCUUUAUUAAAUAAGAUGAUCACAGUAUUGAAUAUAUGAAACUCAUAUAUAUAAAUAUUGUAGGUGUGGAAACAAUUUUGGACAAAUAGAUCUUAAAUCAAGAAAUUAUAUAGAUAAAUAAAGAAAUGUUUAGUUAUUACACAUACGCCUAAGGAAUAUAGGGUCUUAAACUGUUAUAAAUAUAUGAAAAACAAAAUCUAUACAAUAAACUAAUACUUAGGGCACAAGAAAGACGCUUAAAUAAUAAAUGAAUGGACGCUCACAAUACUUAACGAUUAUAACCUUGUAUAGAUUGUGAAUUGAUGAAUUUCUGUGAAAUUUCAAUAGCAUUUAGUGAUAAUACUUUUGACGCAUCUUGCGGGUAAUGCAAAUAAUCGCAUGAUUCUGAGGAUUGAUUAUACGCAAUAAUAUGGCGAUUCGCCCUGUGCUUUUUUCAAUUAAGUUGUGUUAAUAUCAUCUCAAUUGCCACGCAGUCAAUCAAAUUAAAGCACACGUAUAUCCAUAAAUAAAAACUAUCCGUUGAAAUUUCUCAGAAGCAUUACAUGUAUGAUUGUUACAUGCUACCAAAAACCUUUCAAUUCUCAUUGUCAGUGGCAGAUAAAAUUUAUCAUUGAAGGCCUCAAAAUUUUUGAAAACACGAAUGACUGUCAAUCAAAGGUUGCUGAAUUCUAAUUUCACUUCAUUCCAAUCACAACUAACAAUAAAUAAUACGACGAUGGUUUUUGGCUGCUAUGGAAUCCCUUACUGUAAUUUGUAUUGAGAUAUAACUAUAAUGAUAGAAGGUAUAGGUGUAAAGCAACAACUAACAUAAUGUAAUACCAAGAAGUAGGUAAAUUAUUUUUUGAACUGCUUCGGAAAAAGGAGGAUUCAAAUGAAAUAAAAAUUUUUUUAGAAGCAUGAGUACAUACAUCGUAUGCAUUGUAUGUUGAUACAAUGUUACCGUUUAGCUUGAAAUAGAAUAGUAACUCGCUACCAGAAAUAAAAAUUCUUUGAGAGUAAUUUUUAGUGGUCGGUUUUGAAAGUAUAAUAGUACUAUAUAUAAAUAUAUUACUAUAGUAAUAAUGGUUUUAGGGUUGGGUUAGGAGACGUUACCAAUGGUACAAGCUUUAAAGUCCAUAGCGACCAAAGUAUACCUAUACAUGAGUUAAUUAGAAGUGUCUUUAAUUACUGUACAUCUAUGCUUACAAUAAGAGGUACACGAUGCGGCUAUUUUUCAAUUAUUACCCGGUAUUACUGGUCACCAAAAAUGCUACAGCACCGUACCAUAUAGAUCUCACACUAAUUUCUUACCUACGAUAACCAUCAUCAUGAUUUUAAGUAAAAUAUAUCAAGUACAGUCGACCUCCUAUAAUCUGAACUCUGGCUCGUGAUCUAUAGAAUCCCCUCUCUUUGCACUAGAGAGAAAAAGACACAAAUAUUAUCUUCCUUUUUACAUUGUGAGUUGAUGUGGAAACUCCUGUAGUUUGAUUUCUAACAAUAAGAACAAUUGGUAGGUUUCUCAAUAAAUUUUAGGAGUUUGACUGUAUGACAUACCAGAAUUGAAUACGCACGAGUUUUUCAAUAAUGUAAUAAAAAGUCUGCGGUUGGGUCUCGUCCCAACAGGAGAUAUUUUCUUCAAAAAUCCAUCUGACGGUUUCAUUAUGCAUCAACAUUCGGAUAAUCCAAUCAUAGGAAAUACUGAUCUACCCAGCAUUACAAAUAAAUCAAAUUCAAAAGACAAAAUAACUUUUAUCUGCAGUUCAAAUAUAACUAUUAUGUAUAAUGAAUUUACUGUGUACAUUACAUGGAAUUUAAAACGAAAUAUUGUUAUAACAAGUGACAUAGUAUAUAAGCUAUACAAAUACAUCACAUUUGCUAGAUUAUUUUCAUUAUUACCAAUAAUUAAUGAUAACUAUAUUAUACGUAUACAUCAAAAUACAGCUACAGGUAUCCGCGCCACAUGAUUUCAGAUGUUAAUUACUCUGCAUAAAUCUAUUCAUACCUAUAGUACUACGGCGAGACGUAAUAUACGAUACAAUAUAAAGAGUACUACACUUGGGAAGUAGAUUUUGUAAAUUGCUGUUUAGAAUCUACACUGCUGAUUUCACCCAUUUUAUCUUAUAGUAUAUCCUAUAGCCUUUAAGCGCUAUGGCAAUUGAACACCACUAUCAUCAUAUCACCUUAUUUUCAGACUCGAAAAUUUAUAUUUUGACACUGCACUACUAUCAACUGAACUCUCCCUGUGUUAAGAUGAGACCCUUCUAUUAUAUUUUGUACACUCGUUCAAAAUUAGUGUUAUGUGAUUUGAUCUGUUGUAAGCAGUACUUGAAAAAUGUAUAUGUCGUUGAAUACCAAUUAACUACCACCGAUCGCGAAUUCCUUCAAUACAGCUCUUUCAGGAGCUUCAAUAAACUUUCAAUAUAAAUCGUGCCCCUCAUGUGAUUUUGUUCGUACUUUCAACGAGAAAUCGGCCAUUCUGAAUGAACUCAAAAUAAGUGGGCCGGAUAAAUGACAUCAAUUUAGUCACGCUGUGGAAUCGGUUUAUAUUAUUAUGUACUUUUUUAGUCAUUUGUUGUUUUUGUUGCAUUAUUUCUUGGUCAGGUUCUGUAAAUUUUGACGAUGAAAAAAUGGAAAGUGGCAGAAUUUUAAUCGCGCACAAUUUGUUUUUUACAAGAAUGGUAUUUUACAUCGAAUCUAAUAACAAACAAUCUUAUGCACAGAUGGUUUAAAUUGCGAAUGGAUGAUUUCGUUGCAUGGAUGCAGUAGUAUCAGUUUGAAAAAUCUGCGUAUCCCCAAUAUGAUUCUUGUAUCCAAAUGCUCAUAAAUAAAAUGCUUACUCAGGGAUUGAUUUUUUGAGGAAAAAAUAUUGAUUCAAUGAAAUUCCGCCGUUUGCAUUCAUAUCGGUAUUUUCUAAUGAAAAUCAAUCGUUUGUACAAAUUCAACUAUGUUAUAAUCUCAAAAUGGAUGUAGGAAUUCAUCACCGACAAAACUUUUAUUUGAAUUGUACAAAUUGUGUUUUUAGGUACAUGAAUAAAAACAGCAUUCACUCGA